This is a messenger RNA of Tremella mesenterica DSM 1558, 888 nucleotides long. RefSeq lists its product as uncharacterized. NCBI's taxonomy places the organism in Eukaryota, Fungi, Basidiomycota, Tremellomycetes, Tremellales, Tremellaceae. The transcript has 4 exons. Gene Ontology annotation, molecular function: tRNA binding; S-adenosylmethionine-dependent methyltransferase activity. The record is from RefSeq and is a predicted model, not a curated record. Gene Ontology annotation, biological process: tRNA wobble uridine modification. Bases 1 to 888 code for a protein of 295 amino acids. Gene Ontology annotation, cellular component: cytoplasm; nucleus.
AUGACUAAACCGACACCUAUACCUAUCAGACCAUUCGAUGAUCCAUCCAAGGGAGAACAGGAAAGUGUUCAUGAUGUUUACGAAGAUAUAGCGGGUCAUUUCGCUCAGACGAGGUAUAAACCAUGGCCAAUAAUAGAAUCUUUCCUACUAUCUCUCCCUCCUCAUUCACUAGGUAUAGACCUCGGAGCGGGUAACGGGAAAUAUCUACCCACCGCUCUCAAAGCGGGUUUGGAGAUGAUCGCUGUGGAUAGAAGUUUCGGUUUGUUGAAGAUUGCCAAGGAUCUCGUAGGGGACAAAGGGGAUUGUGUGAGGGGUGAUUUAUGUGGGAAAUCAUGGAGAGGGGUAUUUGACUUUGCAAUCUCUAUCGCUGCCAUACAUCAUCUUUCCACCCAUCUCCGUCGACUAGACGCAGUUCGAACUCUCAUCUCCACACUCCAACUAAACUCUCAACCUCCUUACUCUAGAUUCAUGAUCUACGUCUGGGCGUACGAACAAGGAUCCUCCAGUCGGAGAAAGAUGGAUUUGGAGGUGAAAGAACAAGACGUCUUGGUCCCUUGGGUUAUCCCCUCUCAAUCUUCCCGUUCAAAACGAGCCACAACAGAAAUUGAGAUCGUCACAAAUGAUCAGAAAGUGAGUAGUGAGAAACAAAAAGUUUAUCAUCGAUAUUACCACCUCUUCGUCCAAGGUGAAUUACACCAACUAGUCGUCGAUGCUGCCAGAGCCGAGGGGUUCGAUCAUAUAGACGACGAUCACGAGCAACCGACCGGAGGGGAUCAUGGCGAGUUGAGAAAUACGGAGAAUGAGAAACGACGGUGGAUGAGGAUAAGGAGACAAGGUUGGGAAAAAGAUAAUUGGUGGUUGGAAGCGGAAGUUGGGUUGAGAAGUUGA